Paramecium tetraurelia is the source of this 1046-nucleotide messenger RNA. RefSeq lists its product as uncharacterized. Gene Ontology annotation, cellular component: plasma membrane. The transcript has 3 exons. Gene Ontology annotation, molecular function: G protein-coupled receptor activity. The record is from RefSeq and is a predicted model, not a curated record. NCBI's taxonomy places the organism in Eukaryota, Ciliophora, Oligohymenophorea, Peniculida, Parameciidae. Gene Ontology annotation, biological process: adenylate cyclase-activating G protein-coupled receptor signaling pathway; cell surface receptor signaling pathway.
AUGACUAAUCAUAUUGCAAUAAUAUCAAGUGCCACAUUAUCCUUAAUUGGAUAGAUGAUAAUAGUAAUACUUUUUUUCUAUUUUACCAAACUUCGAAAUGGGCUAAUUCCUAGAAUCAUCCUCUAUCUCACAAUCGGUGGUAUUAUAUAGACCAUAGGGAUUCUGGGAUCGAGCUUUGAUGAGUUAAAUUGUACAUUAUUUGGAUUGUUUAGAUUAUAUGGAGGGUUAAGUUCAAUAAUAUGGAGUUCAAUUUUGAUAUAUUCGAUAAAAUAAGUAGUUAAUUCAUCAAUGACAUAGUUGUUUAUGGUUUUUAAUAAUUAGAAUUCAUCAGAAUUCAUGGAUAUCAGAGAUAUUCUUAACAAGCUAGUUAAAUUGGAGAUGAAGUUUUGUUUAUAUUCUUUUGGCCUUCCAUUACUCUUAUUAACAUAUCCAUUGUUGACAGCUUUAAUUUAUGAUUCCAAGAACUCUCAACUUUGUUUAUUUUAUAAUAUACAGACCGAUCCAUUACUCUAAAAGAUGCAAUUGAAUAUUUAAAAAUUGAUUCUUUGGAUUAUUCCAAUAAGUUUAUACUUGAUUUAUAGUUUGAGCAUUUUGAAUAGGAUAAAACAUGUAAUAAAGGAUGAUCAAGAAAAACAGGAAAUCUACAUCGAGGUAAAAAAGUUAAUUAAACAAAUUCUGUCAUUUCCCAUAAUAACAUUUAUUUGCACUCUGAGUUUUACAGUAGAAGACAUCUAGAGUCUGUUUAUGUCUUAGAUUGGACUGACAUAGACCUCUAUUUCUCUGGCUUUUUUGAGUUUUUGGGGAUUUUUGAAUUGCUUGGCUUAUUUGAGUCAAGAUUCAGUGAGAUUGGAGAUCAGAAGCAGAAAAAUGUCAGAAGAAUAAUAAGAUAUGUGAAGGGAUGAUAUAAGAGGAAAGGACACGAAGAUUAAGUAUAAGUUAGGAAUGUUACUUUUAUAAUGUUUAAAUGGCAAACAAGAAUGAUAGUUUAUGAGAAGUAUACAAUACUCAAUGUAGAAUUAAUACUAAACGUCUGUUUAUAUUUAAUA